AUGUACAUGAAUUAUUUUCCACCACCACCGAUAUUUCCUGCUCCGCCACCUUAUUCUUCGCGAAUAUGUUCAUCAAAAUCGUUCGUCAUCUCCCCAUGUUCUCUAUUCAAUGAUCAUAAUCAUUUAUCAUUAUAUAAUUUCAUCUCAUCGAUUCACACAGAUCAAUUAACCUCAUCUCCGAAUGGAUCAUCGUUCCCACCACCAACAAUAACAAGAACAGCAAUCACAACAAAAGUAACCAGAUCUUUACCUUCUUCUAAUAAAAGAAUGUUCACUAUUGAUAAUGUCACCAAUUUAAUACAAAAUCAUUUUCAUCUCCUCUUCCUUCUACUAAGUAUUUUAGUAUUUCUAAUACUUCUUCUUAUCUUAUUGAUUCAUUAUCAACGUUUUCGACAAAGACAUUUAACUUCAACGAAUAAAACUCAUCAAAUUUAUUAUCAUUUGAUCCCAAUUCGUCGAAAAGCUCGAACGUCAAUGAAUAUGAUUCAACAAACUCAGACACGUCCAAUGAGAGAAUCACCCAUGACACACAUUGUACGCCUAUCAAAGACAAGCGGAACUCAUACAAAAGCUGAAGAAGUUCUCUAA
Molecule: messenger RNA, 588 nt
Organism: Adineta ricciae
Lineage: Eukaryota; Metazoa; Rotifera; Eurotatoria; Adinetida; Adinetidae
Source: the annotation of a GenBank genome assembly